Molecule: messenger RNA, 1885 nt
Organism: Pelmatolapia mariae (spotted tilapia)
Lineage: Eukaryota; Metazoa; Chordata; Actinopteri; Cichliformes; Cichlidae
Gene: sfxn5a
Product: sideroflexin 5a
Exons: 14
Coding region: 260-1228 (322 amino acids)
Biological process (GO): monoatomic ion transport; mitochondrial transmembrane transport; citrate transport
Cellular component (GO): mitochondrial inner membrane
Molecular function (GO): monoatomic ion transmembrane transporter activity; citrate transmembrane transporter activity
Source: RefSeq, a predicted model, not a curated record
AACAUUAACCUCCCGUUUUAAAAGAGGCGAAAACAAUGCAAGCUCUUCUGGGAAAUGUAGUCAUCCUGUAAGGGGGUUAAAGCCACAUCCUGUCAGAGCGAAGCAGACCGGAAAAACUACAUUUCCAACAAUGCGACCUGGCCAGCUGACUGUUGAACGGCAGUCCCACAGCUGUAAGAGUUAGUUGGAGGGUGAGAAAGAAAUAAACAACAUUUAAUAAUCUCAGAGAAGAAGAGGGCUGGCGGUGAUUUGAAGCAGCAUGUCUGAAUAUCCGCCCUUCCAGUAUGGCAAGUCUCGUUUCGACCAGAACACGUUUUUUGGCCGGUUCAGGCACUUCUUGGACGUGAUUGACCCCAGCACGCUCUUUGUGACAGAGAAACGGCUGCGGGAGUGCGUCGAGCUGCUUGACCAUUUCAAGCAAGGAACUCUGCCUCUGGGAGUGACGGAUGCUCAGCUUUGGCAAGCCCAGAAAACAAAGCAGGCCAUCAUCCACCCCGACACAGGGGAGAAGAUCCUCAUGCCUUUUCGGAUGUCAGGUUUUAUCCCGUUUGGCACACCAGUGGUUGUUGGCCUCCUCCUCCCUAAUCAAACACUCGCGUCUACCAUCUUCUGGCAGUGGUUGAACCAAAGUCACAAUGCCUGUGUUAACUACAGCAACCGCAAUGCCUCCAAGCCAGCUCCAGCUUCCAAGUUCCUGCAGGGAUACCUUGGGGCGGUUACCAGUGCAGUGUCCAUUGCUGUUGGGUUAAACGUUUUAAUCCAGAGAGCGAGCCGCUUCAGCCCAACCACCAGGCUUUUGGUGCAGAGGUUCAUCCCCUUCCCAGCAGUGGCGAGUGCAAAUGUCUGCAACGUGGUGCUCAUGAGACACUCUGAGCUGUCAGAGGGCAUCAGCGUGCUCGACAACAAUGGCAACGUGGUGGGAACAUCAAGAGUAGCUGCCAGGCAUGCACUCUUGGAGACAGCCCUGACCAGAGUAGUCAUGCCCAUGCCAAUCCUGGUGCUUCCUCCCCUGAUCAUGUCUGCACUGGAAAAGCUCCCUCUCCUGCAGAGACAAAAGAGGCUCGUCCUGCCUGUCCACAGUCUCGUGUGUCUCGCUGCCUUCAGCCUGGCUCUGCCGCUUGCCAUCAGUUUGUUUCCACAGAUGUCGCAGAUCAGUGUAGAUCAGCUGGAGCCAGAGAUUGCCAUGGCAACCGAUUGUAAGAUUGUGACAUACAAUAAAGGACUUUGAGUGAUCGCUACCAAAACUGAAAUGUGAAGAAAGGACGCGCAGCUCGUCAUGGCUCGAGCCGCCCCGACGCUGCCAGGGAAUUAAUUGUGUCAAAUUUGGCUGUUGCUGCAGUGGCUUUAGCACACGUUUGGACAACAACAGCUGAUACGAAGAAUCAGCAGCAACAGUGAUAAGAAAAUAUGUAUCACAACACGAGGAGACAAUGCCAAACAAGUGCAUUUUGAGGGUAACAGCCCCGUUAGCUUGAUUAAUUAGGUUAACAAAACCCAUAAGCUUGCUUGGUUCCUUGCAGCUUUUUCCACAAUGAACAGACCGCUAAGCAUAGAUCAAUGUAAAGAUGGAUGGAUUGAUAAUGGGCAAAUUAAAAUGUCUGGACAAAUAAAUGUGUAAACACUGUGAAUGAAAUGAAGAUACAAAUGCUUCCCGCCUUUUUUUUUUUUUUUGACCCUUCAAUAUUAAUCAAUACCUUCCUGUGACCCAAGGCAAUGUAUGUCUGUAACCUGGAAGUAUUUCAAUAAAAGUGAAAAUAAGAAAGCAGCCAAGAUCAAUCUUUUUGAAUCUGAAUGAUUAUUUUUGCUCUCUUGGGGUGCUGUGACUCAUGUUCGCAACUACUGAUUUAUGUAUUUUUAAAGUAGCUCUGCUGUGAAUUGUGUUUCU